UAUUGUGUAGUUUUCCAAUUAUGCUUGUGGAUUUUGGACUACUGAACAGUGUGUUGUUUUUUCCUAGUCGACCAGCGAUCACUACCAUCUCCGCGGAACCUCUGGACGACAACAACUGGUUCUCAGCAUCGCCCGUGGUCUUUCCUUCCUCCCCUCCAUCCAGCUGGACUGCAGAAAUCCAGGCCCCACCGUCCUAUGAUCAGGUGAUUCAAGAAAAGACCCGAGAGGACCACAUUGUUCGGCCCACUGCAGCCCCCCGGCGUUCCUCUGACUGUACCAGCACCACCUGCUCCACACAGACCGACCCCAUCAGGGAUAAAUCAGCCGGUAAAAAGCCGCAAAAACCUCCAAGACCAUCCUUGUCCAGACCUGAAUGCUCUUCUGAAAGUGGUCCACUCAAAUCACAAGAAAGCUGGGACUCAGGAGAUCAGUGCACCAGAUCGGUCACCUUCCACUGGGAGACGACUGCGCCACCUGACCCACCUCCUAGCGCGACGACUUAUUCUGUUCCUGCUUUAGAACUGAGACCUGUUCCGCUUCCUCGCAUAAAAUCGAGAAAACAGACAGAAGAUAACAUUCAGACAUUGAUCAAAUUUGAAGACAAUGAGGUCCCCACAGAUGCAGCAGAUGUCUCCUCGAAUGAGUAUCUGAAAGAGCUGCUGGAGGUAUUUAGUUCGAACAGAGACCAAACAAAUCAGGAGGAACAAGUACAUGGAGAGAUGAACAGUCAGCGAAACAUCCAGGCCAGGAUCAAGGCCUUUGAGAGCCAGACUGCCCCUGAGGAUGGGAGUGCCAGUGAACCGAUCAAACCGCAGACUCUUCCCAGAAAGCCUGUGAAGCCGACGCUGGUGUCUGUUAAUCCUCCGCUGGCGGCCAGAUCUCUGUUGGUUCAAGACAGUCAAAAUGUAUCAAGCCACGAUCAGACGCCAGUUUUCAAACCUCAGCUACCCCAGAAAUCUGCUGGAAAGCCCACGCGAGAGGAAUUGGAGACCCUGCUCACAAAAGGUGGACCCCCGCACAAGUCGCACCCUGCAGUGUUAACCAGGGACUACAGCAUCCACGAUGAGGAGCCUCCUUUGCCGCCAAGACCGCCAGUGAACCACCCCAAGGAACCACUGAAGCCCAAUCUCAACAUCAACAACCACAAUUCCACCACCGUCCUCGGAGAUGCCGAAUAUGUUGACACUCCGGCAAAUCCCGCUCCUAUCAAGGCGAGACCAGCUGUAACAAGAAGGCCCACCACCAUCAGAGUCCCCAGCCAAAUUGUCACAGAGAGUCUUCAGGGCAAUCCUCCUCCACUUCCCGCUCGGAAACCUGUAGGCUCCCUAAACACUACGACCAUCCCCAAGCAAAGGUCCUUACCCAGCAUCCCAACACAGGAAUUGUUAAGGAACAAGCAGGUUCCAUUGCUACCAAAUCAGCGGGAAAAUAUAAGAAAACCUCUCCCGCCGCGCCCACCUCCAGCCAAACCCAGUCCGGGACGACCUCCGCCACCCAAUGUGCAGACCACCAAGCCCGCCAAAGGAUUUCUCCUGCCUCCCAGACCGGUCCAGGGCCACCGUCUCUACGACAAAUACACCCUUCCGCACGGAUCCGCCGCCUCGGACUUUAACAGCAGCCGCACAGGAGAAUUCUCAUUUCAGGCUGCAGGUCCCACUUGUCAGCAAGAAAAUGGACUAAAGGUUCAAGCCUUGCAUGACUUCAUUCCAGAGGGUCCAGGAGAGCUGGGCUUGAAGGCCGGUGACAUCAUCAACAUGGUGGAGCGUGUGGACAGUGAAUGGUACAGGGGCACUUGUAAAGGAUCCACAGGUUACUUCCCAGUUAACUUCGCCAAAGUGCUACCAGAUGCACCAACAAAACCUGUUCCUGAGAAGAAACAAAAGCCAAUUUCUGUCACCUGGCCAAGAUCCGUGGCCCGUGAUUUCGAGGGUGAGAGUGGCGAGGAGUUGUCGUUGGCGGAGAGCGACGUGGGCAACGAGUGGGCCCACGGUCAGAUGGGCGCCACUUCCGCCGUCGAAGAUCUGCCACCACCACCCGCUCUGCAGCAGAGUCGGACUAAUCCCAACUGGGUCGCUUUGCCAGGCAUGACCAAUUGUGCCAGUAAGCAGCCAGAGGUGGUCAAACCGGCUCAGUCCUCGGUGGAGUGGGUCCUGGCUCGGCACGACUUUGACGGCAAGGCGGAGGACGAGCUGUCCUUCAAGCGGGGCGACUGCAUCCUCAUCACCAAGCACAUCGACGGCGAUUGGAGCAGUGGAAGACUGAACGGCAAAGAAGGACUCUUUCCCAAGGCUUUUGUGGAGAGUCGCGCAGGUCCAAAGUUGUCGAAUAAUAACCAGUUUGAAGUGGGUGUCGUGAAGGGAAGGGCCAUGUACGACUUCACAUCUGACUGCGAUGAAGAGCUCUCUUUGCAGGUCGGGGACGUCAUCAUUAACCUGGAGUCCAUGGAUGACGAAUGGUUCCUGGGUGAUUUGAGGGGUAAACGGGCCCUCGUGCCAAAAAACUAUGUUGAAGUGCUCUGAUGUACUGACUCAACUACUUGUUGUAUUAAAAUGCAGUGUUUGACAUCACUAAAUAUUAUCUGCUGCAUUAGAUUUAUAAUUAUGUUACUUGUGUUAUUUGAGUACUAAUUGUGUAAUAAAAGUUGAAUACUGACACUA
Messenger RNA from Phycodurus eques (leafy seadragon), 2657 nucleotides. It is a transcript of the gene sh3d19, whose product is annotated as SH3 domain containing 19. NCBI's taxonomy places the organism in Eukaryota, Metazoa, Chordata, Actinopteri, Syngnathiformes, Syngnathidae. The record is from RefSeq and is a predicted model, not a curated record. Gene Ontology annotation, molecular function: protein binding. The transcript has 16 exons. The coding region runs from base 21 to 2519 and encodes 832 amino acids.